AUUUAAUUUAGGCCCUGUAGUCUAUACACUAGGUGCUGUUUCCCCUGCGUUAUCGACAAUGGAAUGGAUAACUUAUCGAUAAGUUAUCGUAAUUUCUAUUUAACAAUUUUACCGAGGAUAGACUAAUACACGGUACGGACGUAGUGGUGUGAAUGAUGGAUGGUGAACAUUUCGAUUUAAAUAUUUAAUAUGCCAAAGUACAAAGUUUCGGAUAACACUCGAUUGAAUUCGUUUGUAAAUCAUUUUAGCAAAGAAAUUUUUUCAUCCGACGGCACUGUGUUAUUUUGCAAAAAUUACAAGGUAAAAGUGGCAGCUGAAAAAAAUUUACCAUCGAGCCGCAUAUUUCACGUAAAAACAUGUUAAUGGAGUUGAACUGUAAAAGAAAAACCAAGAAUAAAGUACUAGUAAGACACAACUUUUAAUUACCAAACCAUAUAAAAAAUCAUCUUUCAAUCAUGAUCUGUGUCCAACAUUGUUAUCCGCAAAUAUUCCAUUGCACAAACUACAGAAUGAAACAUUUAAAAUUUUUCUGGAGAAAUAUACGAAUAAAUUAAUUCCCGAUAAAUCAACUUUAAGAAAAAUCUAUGUUUUUCAGUGUUACCAGGAAACUAAAGAUAAAAUCAGAUCUUAUAUAGAAAAUAUGAAAAUUUGGAUAACUUUAGAUGAAACUACGAACGCCGAAAGGCGUUAUGUAGAAAAUAUUGUUUCGGGAACUUUGGAGUUGAAUGGCCUCGGAAAACAUUUUUUAAUAAAUACUGAAGUCUUAGAAAAAGUAAAUCAUAGUACAAUUUCAAAAUUUUUCGAUAGAUCACUUCAAAGUAUUUGGCCAAAUGGUAUAAAAUACGAUCUUGUAUUACUUUUAUUAAGUGAUGCUGCAUAAUAUAUGGUCAAAGCAGGUAAAACCAUCAAGGUAUUUUAAUCAAAAAUGGAACAUGUAACCUGCUUGGCUCAUGCUUUAUGUAGGGUUGCGGAAAAAAUCAGAAAACAUUUUCCAAAAGUCAACCAACUUAUUUCAAACUGCAAAACCAUUUUUUGAAGGCUCCUUCCAGAGUAUAAAUGUUUAAAGAAGUAGCACCGAAUAUUCCAUUACCCCCACAACCUGUUUUAACUAGGUGGGGGACAUGGUUAACGGCAGCCUUUUAUUAUUGUGAACGUUUUGGUGUAGUUAAAAAUAUAAUUAUGAAACUGGAAAAUGAAGCAACCUCCAUUGAAAAUGUAAUUGAUUUAAUAACUGAUCCAGAGAUAGAGUUAAAUUAAAUCAAACUUUGGAUCGCUACUAAAUUCAAUAACAAAAUUAGAAUCAUCAAACACAUGCCUUGCUGAUGUUAUACUAGUUGUAGAAGAAAAAAAUAUAAUUCAUCAAGCACAAAAUAUAGUUAGACUCAAAAUUCAAAAUAAAUUCAAAGGUGUUUUAGAAAAAAAUAGUGGUUAUAAAAAUUUGCAAAUUAUUUCAAAAAUUUCAGAAUGACAAGAAGUUGCAAAAAAAGCCUUGCCAGAAGAUUUGAAUAUAGAUGAUAUCACUUUUUUCAAGUAUGCGCCAAUUACAUCUGUGGAAGUGGAAAGAAGUAUUUCUACCUAAAAAACUUUAAUCGGAC
This is a messenger RNA of Cinara cedri, 1595 nucleotides long. NCBI's taxonomy places the organism in Eukaryota, Metazoa, Arthropoda, Insecta, Hemiptera, Aphididae. The record is from the annotation of a GenBank genome assembly.